This is a messenger RNA of Trichosporon asahii var. asahii CBS 2479, 426 nucleotides long. RefSeq lists its product as uncharacterized. The transcript has 4 exons. The record is from RefSeq and is a predicted model, not a curated record. The coding region runs from base 1 to 426 and encodes 141 amino acids. Lineage: Eukaryota; Fungi; Basidiomycota; Tremellomycetes; Trichosporonales; Trichosporonaceae. Gene Ontology annotation, molecular function: RNA binding.
AUGAAGGACCGGGAGACCGGCCGCAGCCGUGGCUUCGGCUUCGUCACCUACGGCAACCAGGCCGAGGCUGAGGCUGCCAUCAACGCCAUGAACGAGCAGGAGCUCGACGGCCGUCGCGUCCGCGUCAACAUGGCCAACUCCAAGCCCGCUGGUGGUGGCUACGGCGGUGGUUACGGCUCCGGCUGUUACCAGCAGGGUGGCUACCAGCAGGGCGGCUUCGGCGGCCAGCAGGGUGGCUUCCAGGGCGGCUUCAACGGCCAGGGCGGCUACGGCGGCCCCGGUGGCUACGGUGGCCAGCAGGGAGGAUUCGGUGGCUGCUACGGCGGUGCUCCCCCUCAACAGGGCGGCUACCAGGGUGGCAACUUCGGUGCUGGUGCCCAGCAGGGCGGCCAGGGUGGCUUCGGUGGACCCGGCCAGGGCUACUAA